Molecule: messenger RNA, 3418 nt
Organism: Drosophila bipectinata
Lineage: Eukaryota; Metazoa; Arthropoda; Insecta; Diptera; Drosophilidae
Gene: Impbeta11
Product: importin beta11
Biological process (GO): protein import into nucleus
Cellular component (GO): nuclear envelope; cytosol
Molecular function (GO): small GTPase binding
Source: RefSeq, a predicted model, not a curated record
GGCACUUGGCAACACUGACCACUUGCAAGAAGCAGCACGCGCCGCAGAAUUUUGCCAAUAAUUUUCGCAACUGCCCUCCGCUAAUUAAAGAGGAAGAGGGCAAUGGCUAUGGCAACUGGAGCGGCGGCUACGGUGGACCAGCUGGUGGCGGAGACCCUGCAAGCGGCCACCAACCCGAGUCCCGAGAUAGUCCAAAAGGCGGAGGCCCAGCUUCGCGAGUGGGAGCAGCAACCGGGUUUUUUCCCAACCAUAGCUCGGUUGAGCAUGCGGCGACAGUCGCGUAGUGAGGCGGACGCUGCUUCCGACGCUGAGGUCAAGGUGCGCUGGAUGGCAGCAGUCUACCUUAAGAAUGGAGUGGAGCGCUACUGGAGACCCAACUCACGGCAGGAGCUGCCGGCGGAGCAAAAGCAGCAGAUUCGCGACGUACUGAUCCAGCAUUACGAUGCGGAGGAAGUGCCCCAAGUGGCGCUUCAGGUUGCAGUGCUGCUGGGCCGUCUAGCCCGCACAGAUUAUCCCCGCUUCUGGCCGGAUUUGUUGCCGACUCUAAUAAAACAGCUUCAAACCUGCCGCACCGAGGCGGACUCUGGAGCGGAAUGCGCGCUCCAACAACGCAUUCUUGUUGUGCUGCAUUACGUACUGAAGGCACUGGCCUCUCGCCGCCUGAUGGCCGAGCAAAGGGCCUUUGAAGAAGUGGGUUCCCAGAUCUUCAGCUACUUGGCUUGGGAUAUUUGGUCUCCAUUGACCGCUCGCUUCCUCCAGUUUGUACGAAAAGAAGAGUCCGUUGCUCUCAGUGCACUCCAACGGAGCUAUGUGGUGAUGAGAUCACUGCGAAAGCUAGUAGUCUAUGGCUGUGCCAAGCCGUACAAGUCUACAGACCACAUGAACUUUAUAGAACAACUCUUUCAACGACUACGGCAGUGCCUGGAAUUGCGCUAUGAACUGAGGAUUGGCUCCGUGACGCCCGUAACAUCAACUAUACUCACCGAACUGGAACGAUUUAUUCUGAAAAUGAUGAAGACUCUCAACGAGGUGAUGGAGCGCCAUUCAAUAUCUUUUGCCAGAUUCGUUCCCGUGGCCCUAGAGUUCAGUUUCCAUUAUGUGUUCCACGAAGGCACAGCGUUGAUUUUUGACGCUGGUGACCGGAUGAACUUUAGCACGUUCGCCAUCCAGGCCCUGAACAUGCUGAAGGGCAUUAUGCUAAGCGGCAAUGACACAAUCAGUGCCCCAGCAGAUGGCUUGCCAGGAAUGUCGUUAGAGGAUGAGUUGCUGGCUGGAGCAGCCCAGAGUCAUGCCAAGUUCUUUACGGCGGAGAGAGUGACCUAUAUCUGCGAGAAAAUUGUAACCCACUAUUUUCUUCUAACGCAACAGGAACUGGAGGAGUGGCAGCAGGAUCCAGAAGGCUAUGACCAGGACGAUGGCGGUGGCGAUGCCUGGAAAUAUGCCCUCAGGCCCAGUGUGGAGACUUUGUACUUCACCUGCUUCACGCAGCACUCGCAAGUGAUGGUUCAGGAGGUGUUGCGCUUUGUUCGCCGCGCUCAGCAGCUCCAGCUGACUGCAGACUCAGAUUUAAAGGCCAUCCUGUUGAAGGACGCUAUCUACAACGCGGUGGGUCAAGCUGCCUUUCAUUUUUUUAACAAGCUGGACUUUGGGGCCUGGCUGACCUCGCAACUAUUGGCGGAGCUCCGCAUAGAGGCUCCGAACUUCCGCAUCCUGCGAAGACGAAUCAUUUGGCUUGUCGGAAACUGGGUGGGCGUGCAGCUGCCCCGCGAACUCCGCCCAGUGGCCUAUGAAGCAUGCCUGCAUCUCCUCCGACGCCAGGAGGACAUGCCCACCCGAUUGGCCGCCGCCCGCACCCUGAAUCUUCUGAUCGACGACUUUGAAUUUAUGCCUGAGGCGUUCCAUCCAUACUUUCCCUCCCUUUUCGAGGCUCUCUUUAUGUUACUUCAUGAAGCCGAGGAGUGUGACACCAAAAUCGUGGUGCUGGGCACCAUGACUCUGCUCGUAGAGAAGAUGAGCGAGUAUAUCGAGCCACAGGCUUUGCAGUUCAUUGCCUACCUGCCAAUGCUGUGGCGCGAAAGUGAGGAAUACGAUCUGUUGCGUUGCGCUAUCAUUGGCACACUGGAGCAGCUUGUACGCACCAUCCGAGAUGUCCCAGAACCCAUGAAGCCCUUCCUCUACAGCGUCAUUAAGCUGAGCACAGAUCUUCAGCAACACUCACACGUCUACCUCAUCGAGGAUGGCAUCAUGCUCUGGCUGGCUGUGAUUGGGAACUCCACGGCUCUGACACCCGAGCUAUUGGCUCUGUGUGACCACCUGCUUCCCAUCAUAGAAAUGUCAUCGGAAAACAUGCGUACGGUUCUGCAAUUGAUCCACGCCUACAUACUUCUAGAUGCCCAGGCCUAUCUAAGUCGUUACGGGGAAAGUUUUGUAGCCUUCUGUGUUCGCUCCUUCGAGGACAUACGGGUGGAGGGUAUUAUCGCCAUGCUGCGGAUAUUCGAGACGUGUCUGAAGACGGAUGCGGCGAUGGGACUGCGUCUGGUGCGGCCGGCCCUCCCGUUCGUCUUUCAGCAGGUGUGCCUGAAACAGGAAUAUCCCAUGACUAUGGGCUGGUAUCUAACCAUCGUGGCCCGCACCCUGCUCAUAGACCAGACUGUCUUCAUGUCCGUCGUGCAGGAGUUGACGCAGGCGGAUGCCCUGGCCCGUAUCCUGGACGUAUGGAUUGAGAUGUUCCCCAUGGUCCCGGACACCCAUGCCGAGAAACGAAAGCUUUUCUGCUUGGCCUUUGCAUCGAUCUUUGGCAGCAACGAGCUUCUACUUGCCCGCCUACCGCACAUACUCCAAUUGGUUGACGAAACUCUCGGCGAGGUGAUGGACAAACAGUAUGCCGUCGCAGAGGAGGGAGCCGCUAAGACCACCCCACGCUUCUAUGAUUCUCUGGUCAUUCAUGACGAACACGAGCUGGACGAUCUGCAGCAACAACUGGGAUCCGGCGGCGAGGACUUUCACUCCAAGGGCUAUUCGGCCAAGACUUACCACGACGAUCGCCACCGGCAGCUGGUGUUGAAGGACCCCGUCUACAAGAUACCCCUGACCGAAUACCUCAAGUGGCAGCUGCAGUCGCUGCAAGCACAGUUGGGAGCACAGCGUUAUGAGCAGCUAAUGCGUUCCGUGGUGCCGGAGGUUCUGGAGCGGAUCACCAUGUACAUAGAGCAGACGGUGCCCAAGGCUUGCGUGGUGUGCGCAGGAUCCUCUGGAUCGGGAAAUGGCUUCGAAUACGGUACGGGAGUGCCGUCUGCGGACGACACCCUGGCCGGUGGAUCGGUGGAGUCCGGCUGAUCCCGACUGCUGUGCUUCAAAAGCUUUCUAAUCUUAGGUUAUUAAUGUAUUUUGUAUUGAAAUUAUAUAUUUUUAAUUGUUA